Andrographis paniculata is the source of this 925-nucleotide messenger RNA. Its product is annotated as probable calcium-binding protein CML13. Gene Ontology annotation, cellular component: myosin II complex. The record is from RefSeq and is a predicted model, not a curated record. Lineage: Eukaryota; Viridiplantae; Streptophyta; Magnoliopsida; Lamiales; Acanthaceae. Gene Ontology annotation, molecular function: calcium ion binding. The coding region runs from base 132 to 575 and encodes 147 amino acids. The transcript is spliced from 2 exons.
CAGCAGAUUUUGCGCCAGACGGCAACUAACAUUAUCUGUCAGGUUGGAGAUUCGUCGGAGGAGGAAGAAUUGAGAAGCGAUAGAAAGUUGAGGGAGGAGAGGCGUGAAGGAAGAAUCUGAGUGAGUGCAAAAUGGGGAAAGAUCUGAGCAACGAUCAGGUUUCGGCGAUGAAGGAGGCCUUCACUUUGUUCGACACCGACGGCGAUGGCAAGAUCGCCCCCUCGGAGCUGGGAAUUUUGAUGCGUUCUCUCGGCGGAAACCCUACGCAGGCGCAGAUUAAGUCGAUUAUAACCGAGGAGAAUCUUAAUGCUCCGUUUGAUUUUCAGAGUUUCCUUGACCUAAUGUCGAAGCACCUCAAGCCGGAGCCGUUCGAUCGCCAGCUGCGCGACGCCUUUAAGGUGAUCGAUAAGGAAGGUACUGGAUACGUCGUCGUUUCGGAUCUCAAGCAUAUCCUCACCAGUAUUGGGGAGAAAUUGGAACCUGCAGAAUUCGAUGAGUGGAUCCGCGAGGUCGAUGUCGGAGCUGAUGGCAAGAUCAAAUACGAGGAUUUCAUCGCGCGUAUGGUAGCCAAAUGACGAGGGCACGGUGCUCAUGCUUGCAGGCGGUCUAAACAUGCGGGUUCUGCUGUUUGUUCACCUGAAGCUGAACUCCAGCACUGUGUUCUUUUUAUCCUAGUUUAUGUUUUUAGCUUGUUUGAUUUGUGGGUUUAAUGGUCCUUAAGCUGGGAUCUGUGUUUGGUUUGAGCAGUUUUGAUUGGUUUGUUGUUUGCUAGAAUUGCUUUUUACCAAGUGCAGUUUCUUCUCAUCUUGAACCUCUGUUUUCUUACACUUCUGUUAUGAUCUACUGCUUAGAACUGUGAUUAAUGUUUGUUAUGUCACAUAUUUGAGGUACUGAGGUAUAUAUUGUUGGUAAGUUUGACAUGAAA